Etheostoma cragini (Arkansas darter) is the source of this 3780-nucleotide messenger RNA. RefSeq names its product SIX homeobox 5 (gene six5). Gene Ontology annotation, biological process: regulation of transcription by RNA polymerase II. Gene Ontology annotation, molecular function: RNA polymerase II cis-regulatory region sequence-specific DNA binding; DNA-binding transcription factor activity, RNA polymerase II-specific. Bases 51 to 2864 code for a protein of 937 amino acids. The record is from RefSeq and is a predicted model, not a curated record. The transcript is spliced from 3 exons. Gene Ontology annotation, cellular component: nucleus; transcription regulator complex. NCBI's taxonomy places the organism in Eukaryota, Metazoa, Chordata, Actinopteri, Perciformes, Percidae.
GAGAGAGAGAGAGGAGGAGGAACUACUGGAGGAAAAAAGUUAAAGUAAAAAUGGCUUCCUUGUCUUUGGAGUCUACAGAACAAUCUGAGAACAGCCCAGAGGAGCCAACGGCAACGGAGUCCAAAGAAGAGAACGAAACGGUGCAAAUUUCGGAACACCUACUCCAAAGUUUCCAAAAGUCGGCUCUGAGUUUUUCCACUGACCAAGUAGCAUGUCUCUGCGAGGCCCUUCUGCAGGCGGGCAAUGUGGAUCGCCUGUGGAGGUUUCUAUCCACCAUACCUCCUUCGUCCGAUCUGCUACGUGGCAACGAGACCCUGCUGAAGGCCCAGGCACUGGUGGCUUUCCACAGGGAGGAGUUCAAGGAGCUGUACGCCAUCCUGGAGAGCUACGAGUUCCACCCGUCUAACCAUGGGUUCCUGCAGGACCUGUACCUGAAAGCCCGCUACAAGGAGGCGGAGAGGUCCCGGGGCCGCAGCCUGGGCGCAGUGGACAAGUACCGGCUCAGGAAGAAGUUCCCCCUGCCCAAAACUAUCUGGGACGGAGAGGAGACCGUGUACUGUUUCAAAGAAAAGUCCCGAAAUGCCCUGAAAGAGUGCUACAAGAGCAACAGGUACCCCACUCCGGACGAGAAGAAAAACCUUGCCAAAGUAACCGGACUGUCCCUCACACAGGUCAGCAACUGGUUCAAGAACCGCAGGCAGAGGGACAGGACCCCGUCCGGGACCCACAGCAAAAGUGAGUCUGAUGGAAACCACAGCACUGAGGACGAGGCGAGUCCCAUGGACGACACCCCUGACAAACCAGAAGAGGCUGCUGGCUCCACAGCGUCCAUCAUCUCUCUCUCUGCCGUCCCCAGCAGUACGGGAGGCCAGCUCAUCCUCAACGGGUCCGGUGGCUUCCUCACAGCCUCUCAGCCAUUACUACUCAAUGGAAAUUCCCUGAUCUCCAGUACGGGUGCUGGUGUCAUAAUUAAUGGGCUAAGCUUGGGCGAUUGCCAGGCGGUCACACUGAGUCCUGUUGCAACCAACUCUCCUUUGAUACUGAACGGGGCUCAGGUAAUAACCAAACCUGGCAUCAGUGUGCAGCAGCAAGCAGUUUCUAUGGCACAGCAGGAGGGUUUGACCCUUGAGACCAAGCCGAGCAGUCUUCCAGAAGUUUUUAGUACUAACACCACUCCCGUCUCGUACCCUCCAUCCAUCAUAUCUCUUCCUCUACAAACUAAAACAGAAAGCGUCAAUGCAAUGGAUUUCAUCAGUGUCCCUGAAUCAGAGGGCAGCGUCCAGACAGUAUCUUCCUCUUCUUCAUCUUUAUCUCCCUCCUCACCAACUCUGUCUUUCCCAACCAGGCUCCCCUCAGUAGUCCUAACACAAAACACCCAACGCCACGAGUCUCUCACCCUCCCCACCUCUAUGUCUUCAGCGGGCAUGGUAUUCUCCAGUUCUGCUGUGCCUCUCUCCAGUCAGCAAGGGGAGUAUGUUUUCUUAGCCUCUGCUAGCUCCCACUUAAACCCUUCUAGCUCUGUGGUUUCCUCCAGCAGCUCCACCCCUCAGGUCUUUUCUCUGCCACAGGUUGUGCCUUCCAUCCAGGGUAUACCAGUAUCCCAGCUGGUCCAGCACUCUUCAGGGGCCCAAGUUUCCCAAUGCCCCCAGUUGGUCCCAGUAUCACCCCUCACCUCGCCAUCUCCCCAGUUCCAAAACCAGACAGUGAACACAAGCAACAAACUGGUGCAACAGCAGCAGGAUGCGUUAACAACUUUGCCUGAAGGGGCCACAACCAUAGUUUCUAUCUCACAGCUUAACAACAAUCAGGUCCCACAGCGAACGGUACACCAGCUGGGCACAAACUCCACACCCAGCAAAAUCCAAGUCCCACAGGGGAUUUCCAUCUCUUCCCCGACACAAGUAGUCCCAGUCCCCCAUGCCAAAGGCACCACAGCAGCACAGUUAGUCCCCCUCUCCAUGCCUCAGCUGGUCCCAGUCUCGCCCAUCCAAACUUCUUCCACCAUCUCUUAUCCCCAAGUGGUACCUGCCAGUCCUCUCGCCAUCCCCUCUGCUGGAGUUCCCUUCCAGAUCCUGACUCCAGCUCCUGCAGGGGUCGCACAGGGUCCUCUCAGGAUAAACCAGCUGAGGCCCAUUCAGAGUGUGGGUCCCCCGACCAGUGUGGCCCCUGGUGUGCAGCUCCUCAACUCUGGGAUCAUUCAGCUGCCCUCUGCUCCUCCAGGUAACCUUCUCCUCGGGGGAAGCCCCUACCUGAGUGUCCAGCAGGGCAAGCUGAUUCUGACCAUCCCAGCAGGCAUCCAGCUAGCCAGGUUGCCGCUGAAACCAGUCCCCGAGGCUUCACCCAUUUCUCUAAAUGGAUUGAGUCCUGUUCUCACCCCUCCGGUCAUCUCAACCACCUCAGGCCUGACCCCCAGUGGCCUCACAUCAUCUUCCCUAAACUUCAUCAACUCCUCUCCACCAUACUGUGCUCCAGAGACUGGGACACCGGCCGCCCCCUCCCCUCAUGCCAUCAUGGACCAUCCAGUCACCCCUAACACUUUGACUCCAGAAAGUAUGCUUACCCUCAGUCCUAUGUACAGUGGGGCGACACCCAACAUCCAGCUGUCCCAACCAGCCUGGAGCCCUGUGCCCCUCUCCACUUCCGCUAGUCUAACUCUGUUUGAUGUACGCGGCAAGGGGGACCUGCCCGUAGACCCGGCUUUGUUAGGCCUACCUGGAGGAGAGUCGCUGCUUCUGGGAAGCCCUUCGCCAGAGCAGGAUGUGGAAGCCAACUCGGCACUGGGGAAUCCAGAGGAUAUGGACGGGGACUCCAAGAUUCUUACUCAGCUCCAGUCUGUCCCUGUGGAUGAUGACCUGGGCUUGUAGCUUGUUUACCUUGCUGGUCGGCAACCCAGGGUCACUAAAAAAGAUUAAAUAAACAGUAGGUGGCAGUCUCUGCUGUCGGAAAGAUUGUACUCCACAUUGUUAAUCCUCUAAGAGCCAAAUGUUUUUUUUUUUCAACAGUCUGUUCAGGUUAAGACUUGCACAACAAUGGUGCUCUCUCAGUAGGGCCUCAUACCAUCAUGUUUUUAGUUGGCACUUUUGACAUAUAUCCUCCGCAGCUCUGUUUUACAUGGAGGGCCAGAGCAAUAUGGGAUAAGCGUCUCAAAAGUUUUUUCCUCAAAUCCGUAUUUGCCUUUAUCUGUUGUAUCAGAUGCAUACAGAAGAACUUAACUCUGCUUAGUCCAGUUACAGGUCCGGGUGUUUAAAAAGAAAAGACUAUAUAAUGCAAGGCGUUAUGGCUUUGUCUCUUCUCUCAGCUCUUUGCAGUGGACUAGACACCAAGUUCAGCUGUACUUGGAAAAGAAGUCUGGUUUUUUUUUCUGGCCGUAGGAGCAGUUUGUUGCGGAUCCACCGCAGUAACUAUCCAAAAGACUAUCUGGCAAAGGCAUACAUCUAGAAAUAGUUGAGGUUUAUGUGUCUGCCCAGAACUCAGAGAUUGAGGAUGUAUUCUACAAACACUCCACUCCAGGAACCCAGUUAAGUUUGAUGUGAAACCAUUAUUGCAUCAUAGCUUCGGGCUUUACAGCAAUAUUUUAUUUCUUUUAAGUUACUGAAGUCUGGGCUGAAACAUGCUGCCAAACUGUGUUCAUCAGUCUGUUUUAAAAGACUUUCUGCACUUUUUAAGUGUGAAUGAUGCCCUUCAUUAGUAAUAGUUAUAACACAGGAAAUAAAAGGGUCUAUAAUCUAUGCAAUGCAUGUUUAGUUCUUUAUAGGACUCUAUGUGGCACCGGGGCUGAGU